This is a messenger RNA of Stegostoma tigrinum, 6942 nucleotides long. RefSeq names its product tapasin-related protein-like. NCBI's taxonomy places the organism in Eukaryota, Metazoa, Chordata, Chondrichthyes, Orectolobiformes, Stegostomatidae. The record is from RefSeq and is a predicted model, not a curated record. The transcript has 8 exons. Bases 146 to 1453 code for a protein of 435 amino acids.
CAUUGUGAGUGCUGCGCCUCCCGCUGAAACCUCGCAACGCUGCGUUCUCAUUUCGAAACUGGUGUUCCUUCAAAUUGCAAUUACCAGACACUGCCUCGUUAAAUCGAAACCGAAACUGUCGCUGCGCCUGGACCGACGAUGCACAAUGUAUCUGGAGGUGUUCCUGUUGCAUUUUUGGAUUGUUGCAGCCGGAAUUGUGCAGGCACAGAAUGGACGCAGGAUUCCAGGCAGAAAAUUGGACUGCACGUUUGUAGAGCAAAAACAAAAUGAACAGGCUGAUGUUUUUGGGCCAAUCGUCAUCAAAAGGAAGGCAACCUUACUGUUUGGUGAUAUUGCUACAAAUGACGAGGCCAUUAUUUUUAAAGUUCAAGAGACUUCAUUAGAUGUUUUCCAGUAUGUGGACAAAAAACUGGACGCAUUAGGAUGUGAAAUUAAUAGGUAUUCUACUCAUGGCAUCCAUAUGCCCUGGCCGCACGAGGGUAAGGAGGCUAUUGAAGACAUAUGGUUCACACUGACUUUAAAGCAUUUAAGUACCAGGUUCACUGUAACCGGCUUCAUGAGGAAGAUAGAUGAGCCCAAUAGCCAGGAAGUUGAGAAAAGUGAAGCAAAAACUGAUGGUGAAGAUUUACCCAUUGGUGACACUGACACUCUGUUUGUUCAAGUGACCUAUAUUGUACACACCAGGACCCCAUUGAUCAGAACUAAACUGAAGCAAGACCUCAUUCUGGACUGUGGCUACAAAAUUGAUCACAGUACAGACUUUAACGUUGACUGGCGGUAUCAGCACAAAGGGAGCAAGAAGAAAUUGUUUUCCUACAAUGGGCGACAUCAGCGGAUUGAAUUCAUUGAGACAGGAGUUGAAUUAUUCAUGGACCAGAUCAAAAAGGGAAAUGCUUCACUCCGUUUAAGAAACAUUGGUAUUAAAGAUGAGGGAUCCUACCUGUGUUCUGUAUAUGUGCCUCCACUCUUUGGAACACACACCAUUGAGGUCGAGAUUAUGGAGUCGCCCAUUGUCUCUGUGAACCCUGAUUCGGUUUCCCUUAUUGAAGGGGAUGAACAGAAGCUGGUCUGUGAUACAGGGCGGUAUUAUCCACUUGAUGUAGCGGUGAAGUGGCUGCGGCAAAAGAGUGCGAGGCACAUGCUGCCCGUUUACAUGACGAAUGUUGUCUUCUCCCCCCACAAGCGGAACAUGGAUGGCACCUACAACUUGACCAGUUAUUUCAGGUUCACAGCAUCCCUCCAGGACAAUGGUGUUAUGUAUGUAUGUCGCGUUGAGCACGCCAGCUUAGAGAAACCAAUCAAACAGUACAUCCAAGUGAAUGUCGAAGCACAAUCUCAGACACUUCAAUUUAUCUUACUGUCAAUUGUGAUCGUCUUUAUCUGUGCUGUUGUGAUCAUGCUGCUUGUUUACUUGAAGAAAGUUGCAGAAAAAAACAAGAAAAAGCCAUAUUGAGACUGUUAAAGAGGAUUCAGCAUAAGUCCUGAUAAGGAAAGAAAAGUAUUUAUGUGGACCUUUAGCACAUCCUUGGAGCAUUUGCAAAAGCGUCACCAGCAGUGAAUUACUUUGAAGGGCUGAGAGUACAAACACAUGCUGCAGGGAACAUGUGCACAGCAACAUCCCACAGAGAGCAAGCAAUUGGCUGAUUCAUCAGUUUAGAUGUUAUUCUCAGAGAGAGGAAUAUGGAUCAAGGCACAGUAUUAACUCUCUGCACUCGUUCAGGUAGAUGCUUUACAUCCACUUGAACGAGUGGAAAUGGAGGACAGAGCCGCAGUUUAAUGCCUGAUCUGAAAGAUGGCCUUCAUUAAUGGCCCAUUACUUCCUCAGCAUCCUGAGGUUAGGUUCCAGAUUGAAGCUGAAACUACAAGGUUCUGGUUCAGACCAGGAGUGCUCUGAACUGAGCCAAGCUCAUCGAGGCAUGAAUUUCGCCUUCACUUAUCGCCAAACUAUCAUUCAUUGCUGAGUGACAGAACCCACAGCGUACCUAUAACAACAUAAUGCUCAUCUAUCCCUGACCCAAGCGGCUGUAAAUUCUCUAUUAAGCUGAACAGGUUUGUGUUUGAAGUUGAAACUAAGUUUUUAGAUCUGUUGUUUGUUGAACAGUCCAUUCCAAAUUGUUCUCUUCAUCUUCCAUUCUGUUUGUUCUAAAUUAUGGAGAACCAGUAGGGCAUUCACUCGUGCUAAGGUGAAUUUAGUUGCCAGCUUGAUGCCAAUCCUCUGUUUCUCCUGAUGAGAAAUAUGGAAGCAAGCCAGCAGUAUAGCUCCGGUCUGCUGGCCAGAAAAUUGGUGAUUGUUUUGUAACAAUCCCAUUUGGACACAAAGGUUACAGAAACAUGAAAAACAGGUGCAGAAGUAGGCCAUUCAGCCCCUUUGAGACUACACCACCAUCAGUAUGAUAAUGGCCGAUCAUACAAUUUCAGGAUCCCACUCCCACUUUCUGCCCAUACCCCUUGAUCCAUUUAGCGACAAGGGCCAUGUCUGGCUCUCUCUUGAAUAUAUCUACCAAACUAGCCACAACAGCUUUCUGUGGUAGAGAAUUCCACAGAAGUCUCAAAGUGAAGAAAUUCUUCCACAUCUCAGUCCUGAAUGGCCUACCCCUUAUUCUUAGACUGUGCCCCCUAGUUCUGGAUUUGCCCAACAUCAAGAAAAUUCUUCCCGUGUCUAGCCUGUCCUGUCCCAACAGGACCUUUUAUAUGUUUCUAUGAGGUUUCCCCUCAUUCUUCUAAAUUCCAGUGAGUAAAAGCCCCGUCGAUCCAGUCUUUUUUUCUAAUGUCAGUCCUGCCAUCCCGGGAAUCAGUCUGGCAAACCUCCGCCAGACUCUCUUAUUUUCUGAAGAAGGGUCUAGGCCCGAAAUGUCAGCCUUCCUGCUCUUCUGAUGCUUCUUGGCCUGCUGUGUUCAUCCAGCUCCACACCUUGUUAUCCCUCAAUGUAGGUUGUUCUGCUGUAAUGCGUAUUUCUUUAACAUAAAUUGGCUGUAAUGCAAAUGAUGAAUAUUGGAUCCUGUUUGGAUAAUACCAACUUUCUUCUGUACAAGUAUAGCGACUUUCUGUAGCGAUCUCGCUAUAACGUGAUUUUCUGUGGCAAUUUUCUGUAGUGCAAUUUUCUGCAGUGCGAGGUCAUGCAAGAACACAACUAUCACGUUGUAGGAGAACUACCUUUAGCAACAAUGUCCUUCCUCAGACUAGGAGACCGAAACUACACACAAUACUCAAGCUGGGAUCCCACCAACGCCCGGUAUAACUGCAGCCAGACAUCCCUACUUCUAUGCUCAAAUCCUCAGUUAUGCCCAGUUUCCCACUGCUGUUGUUCCGUGAAGACUAUCUCCCAUGAAUGACAUUCAUCAAAAAAGUCUAAUGGCAAAACAAGGCACCAUUGACAACUCUUCAUUCAAUUUUCUUCAAUAAUUUAAUCCAAGGCAGCAGUCUCUUUAUUCCAGAGAUAUGCAAUCAGUCCUGCACAGCCUUUACUGCAAUUUUUUUUGGCUUGAAUUUCCAUCCCGAGUCAGCAGUACUGAUUGGAAGCCUUGUUUUUGAGAAAUCUUGUUUUCACGUUUCCCCUGAAAAUAUCAUCCCUUACCAUUUCUUCAGAACUACCACUGAACACACCUUAGAAUCCACUGAAAUCCUUAAAGUGGGACCUUCUUAUUUAGCAUUGCCAAAAAUCAGGACACACGUUUCCAGACAUUCCUUACUUGGCUAUAAUUUAUUACCAAGUCACGGACUAGAAGCUGUAUUUCUUAAAACUAUUAUUACGAUGGAGAAAAUGGUGCCAAAGCUGCAGUUCUGGAAGUCUCACUCCCAAACUUGGUGCCCACUAUUUUCAUCAUGAGGGUGUGUGUGGGGGCAGGUUGUGGAUUACACAACUGUGCUGAACGGAGGCUGCUGCAUAUGAGCUGCCCUCAGUCUUUACGAGAGUGUUGUCCCCAACACGACCGUGUACAUUUUACACUGCUGGGAGAAGGCCAAAAACUACAAAAUAAUUGAGAGGGUAGUACCCUUUGGAACCAUCAUGCACGUUAGAACUAUCUUAAUGUAACAGGAAGCGUUCAGACAUUUAAAACAUUAGCUUUGAAGUUUAAAAAAGUCUAUGAUCAUAGAAUCCUGAUAGUGUGGAAACAGGCCCUUCAACCCAACAUGUCCACGCUGACCCUCAGAGCAUCCCACCCAGACUCGUCCGCCUCUAACCCACCUAAUCUACACAUCCCUAAACACUAUGGGCAAUUUAACAUGGCCAAUCCACCUUGCCUGCACAUCUUUGGAAUGUGGGAGGAAACUGGAGCACCCAGAGGAAACCCAUGUAGAUACGAGGAGAACGUGCAAACUCUGCACAGUCGCCUGAAGGUGGAAUUGAACCCGGCUCCCAGGCACUGUGAGGCAGCAGUGCUAACCACCGUGCCACCUCAAUGGUUUUUAAGAAAUUGGUGCUUGGUGUUUCACUCUGCUAUAAGCUGAGGGCUACCUUUAUAAGAGGAUGACUGCUUUCAGAAGCUAAAGUUAUCACAGCAGAGUGCCUCUCAGUUUGUAUUUUAAUUCACAACUCCAGAUGCUUAUGAAGACCUUGUUGCAUGUUUAUGAAUGCAAAUGUUUUUUUAUAUAAAGGAUUAAGUUGUUGAAGAAAUUUAAAUAGAGCAAAUGGAUUUUUAAUCUUGGAGAGUGUUUCUUCUCAUCUGGCAGCUCCUGUGGCUUCAUUUGCGUUGCUUCUGGGGCAGCAGGACUGAAUUUACACCUGGCCACAGUCAGGUCAUCCCGGCCACUUUCUGACAAGUCAGGUUUGCAGGCUUCCAAUCAGUACUGCUGACUCAGGAUGAAAAUUCAAGCCAAAAAAAAUGCAGUAAAGGCUGUUCAGAAUGUGACACAUGAAUUCAGGUGACCAUUCACUGAAUGAGAUAUUAUUGACUGAAUGUGAAUGGAAACAAUGUGAAUAAUUGUCCCCUGUCUCCUGUCAGGACAAGUUACAUACGGAAGUGGGCUAUAGGACCUGACUUACUGUUUUGUUGAACUCUCCCCUGAAGCUGUGAUAUUCCCACUCUGUCCGUCAAGCCAUAACCCGACCCUGAAGGAUGCUCUUUAUCUUCAAUGAGUGGUUAUGACAAUGGUCCCCAGUGAGAGUAUUCACGGUUUGAAACCUGGAAAUUGAGCAUUGUGGGAUGGUGACAUCAUUGAGAUGGUAAAACCUUUCAGCCAGUAUGUCCCUGUCUACUGAUAUGGCCAAGACACCUCUCAUGUGCAGUCUGUCCACAUUGUUUUGAAUGUUAGCAUUGACCCAUUCUUCUUUAACUUGGCUGAAGUGUUACAUUUUAUUCAGUUCUGUUCAUUUUUUCCCCAAAAUUUACAUCUUUGUUCACGUUCUUUUUCAAAGAAGGUGAUAUAAGGAGAGCACAUUGCUUGUAACGGUAUGAAGGUCGUGGACAUUAAAUGGGGAUUCAUUAUAAAUAGGAAAAGACUGAAACUACAGUUGUCGAGUUAGGAGAUGUGUGCUUGUAAUGCAUUACUCUGCAAGUAAAGGGUCAUAAAAUAUGUGUCAGUCCUAUCCCUCACUGCCUGACAUCCUGGAAUGGAGCAGGACUCAUUGUUCAAAUGCACACGUUGCAUAUGAGGCCCAGAAGGUCACAGGGGGUGGGGUAAAUGCCAUCUGUACCACAGCGGUGUGCCAGAACGAGAAGCAGCAGCUACAAAACCAGCACACACCUAGGCCUGGCCUGACCUUCCUUCCACGCAGUUCCCUGGUGGAAUGAUUGUGCUCUGUUUGAAAUCUGUGACCCUGAUUUAUUCUCUUUUCUGCAUGCUCUCAGGUAGUUCUUUACACAGAUACUGUUGCUGAUUGACUCCAGGGUCUCUCAGUAUUUAUCUGCUUCAACAUAAACGUUCCUCAAUGUUGGAAUUUUGUGGGAAUAUAGCAUACUUUGUAGUUUAAUUUCAAAGAGCUGUUUUCUUCCGACUGGGGUUUUGCUCAGAACUCACUGUUGUAUUAUCCCAUGCUCUUUGUCACUGUUUGGAUUCCCUGCUUUACUCUGAGACCAACUGGAAGCUAAACUAAGUGCCGUCUUGAAACCAAAUGUUUAGAACUAUUCAUAUCACCUUGUGGUUCCCAACCCUUUCCCUUUGUCCUGGGAUUCUUCACGAGCUAAAGAUCAAUCUCCUGGUCACUGCUUCAAGCAAAUUGGGAGAAAGAAACAGAACAGCGUUAAUAAGGAUAAUAAAAUGUGAGGCUGGAUGAACACAGCAGGCCAAGCAGCAUCUCAGGAGCACAAAAGCUGACGUUUUUAUCUACAUCUUGUUAUUUCAGGUUUAAGCAUGCCAUCUUACUUCAUAGAGAAUAUCAGAGAUAAUGGGAACUGCAGCUUUAACCCAACAGCGUUAAUAAGGACUUUUUUUUCUCUCAUUUUGUGAAAGAUUUGUGUCUGGUAAAACUCCACUGCCUCCCACUUUUUCGUUUGGUAUCAUCUGCAAUUCUGACCACUCUACACCAAGAUUCUGAACUCAGGCCACCCAAUCCAGCUGCCUCACUACAAAUUAGUCUGACAUUGAAAUGUGCCUCAGCUUUGAUGACAGGGAAUCUAGCUAAAUUACAGCAGAAUACCACUAGGGGGGGAGCUUUACAAGCACUUGUUGCUUUCUCCCAUUCGUAAUGCAGUUGGGACAACAUUUUCUGCUCUCUGUAAGUGUUCCAUCUCCAGAGGUAAAUUGUUUACAUUGUCAAUGAAAGUAAUUUGCUUAGCUGUGUACAUUACUCUAUCUGGCAUACAGUUUUUUGUAAAGGGAAUGUCUGUGUAGUAAGAAAGAGCUGUACACGUGCCCUGAUGUAAUGAAUUGAAUAAAGACUUGUUUUUACUGAGUUUAUAAGAAUCAUAGGUAAUGUACAGCCAUUAUUAUUUGGUACUUGGUUAUUUCACUGGAAUAAAUGCACUAGUUCUAUGACCUGUCAGAUUUAACAUUGGUUUAAAA